UGCUGCUUUUGCUGCUGCCGCGGAUGAUGGUGCAGAUUCGGAUGAUGCUGCUGAUGAUGCUGGUGAUGAUGAUGCUGCUGAUGAUGAUGAUGGUGAUAAUGAUGACGACUUGGAGUUCCAAAAUAAGCAUUUCUACUAUAUCUUCUCGUAGCAUGGCACAGGAGAGCAUGGCAUAGCAUGGCGUUGAGUGUCGAAACGCGCCAUGGACACGGCACCGCAGCGACACUACUUUGGAUCCUCUCGAAGGAGUGCCAGAAGCACCUGGCCAUCCCCAAGGGCAACCACACUGGCUAUUUCGCGGUGCUUUCGUUCGCCGUCGCGCCCCGCGAUGGCCGCAGGGUCACGCUGGUGGCGACGACGAAGGACACUGGAUUGGACAAGCGUUCCUACCCGCAUUUUCGGAAAUGGGCGAUAUCGGCCAGGCGGAGGCGCAACGCAGCUUGGACGUGUUGUCUGCCCUGUCCGAGGGGCGCGAGGUCCCGCACGACGACCUGAUGUUCUUUCUCGAGACUCGGGUCUUCCGGUACAACGCUCGCAAAAAGGAGUGGAGUUGCACGUGCCCGUCGUUCCACCCGUACAUGCGCUGCAAGCACACUCUCGCCGAAGACUUGCGCCAGCGCCGUCGGCAUCUCCCAGCAGGAGUUGACACAAAGACGAUUGAGGCCGCCCCUGCGCACCGCCGGCCUCGCGUCGGGAAUCGCUACAGCAAGCAGGAGGUGCUGGAGCCCGCCGCAGCCGACCAGCCCAGAGACGACGACUGGUCCCGCAUGCUGGUGGAGAUGGCGCGGCUGAAGGACCAGCCUCCGCCCCCGCCGCCGCCCAUGAAACAACCCAAGAAGACGGCCCUGAAGCGGCCGGCCGCAAGCAGGCACGAAGGGGGGGGGAACCGCGCAGAGCCCGCUGCCGAUGCCGUGGCCCCUCCCAAGAUCAGGCGUCGCCUUCGCGGGAAGGGGCAGCCAGCGCCCGCCGCUGCCGCGGAGCUUCCGCCCGCCGCUGGGGGGGGGCGUUUCGAGGGGCCUGAGCAGCCCGAACAACCCGAUCAGAAAGAGGCGCAGCAGCGAGCGGGAAACAUGUUUGGUGACAGUGGGCCCUUCAUGGAUUUCCCCGUGGACGCCGUGAUCAGCCGAACCCUGCGCGCACGCCUGCACGCAGACGCUGCAUUUGAGCUGGAUACCGCGAGGGCGAAGGAGAUGUCUCUGCAGGGCGACUUGGCGCUACAGGCCGAAAGGGCCGAGAAGGAGGCAGUUGUUGCAACGCGCUUGGCUUUGAUGGGGCUGCGCCGUGUGCCCAUCGAAGCGGACGGCCAUUGCCAAUUCCGUGCUUUAUGCGUUGGUCUCGGGUUCCCUGAGCAUGCCCACGGGGAGCUCCGCGAGUGCAUCGCCCAGUAUUUGUCCACUCGCCGCGGCGAGUUCAUCGCGUUCAUCGACGGCCCGCAGGAGCAGGCCGCUGACAGGUGGGGCCGUUACCUCCACGGGCUCCGGGGCAAGGAGUGGGGCGACCAAGUGACGUUAACGGUGGCGUCGCGCAUGUUCAAGCGGGCGAUCACGGUCGUCAGCGACAACCCUGGGCAGGCUUACGUUACCGACCACAUUCCUCCUGUCGUCGAGGGAGUUCCCAUCGUCCUCGCCCAUUAUGGCGAGUUCCACUACGAGGGCACCGUGGCACUUUAGGGCACUAGCAGUCUCUCGCGCGCCUGCGCUCACCUAGGACAAGUUUUCGCG
Molecule: messenger RNA, 1721 nt
Organism: Prorocentrum cordatum
Lineage: Eukaryota; Dinophyceae; Prorocentrales; Prorocentraceae
Source: the annotation of a GenBank genome assembly